This is a messenger RNA of Fraxinus pennsylvanica, 690 nucleotides long. The record is from the annotation of a GenBank genome assembly. NCBI's taxonomy places the organism in Eukaryota, Viridiplantae, Streptophyta, Magnoliopsida, Lamiales, Oleaceae.
AUGAAGAGAAAGCGAGACAAGGUACGAAAAAUAUCAAAAGCAAAGAAGAAAACAAAUGUGGGCAAUGAUCAUUUUGAAGACCAGCCGUAUCAACCGAAGCAUUGGGACUAUAUUAUACACCACGAUAAAUGGAUAUUGAAUUGGAGGUCCAAAGGGCACGUUACAUCAUCGAAAUUGAACGAGAAUGUUUUUGACCUCAUGAGAUUGGAAGUUAAUGUUGUUGAGCCAAAUGAUGAUGAAAAGGAGGAAGCAUACAUGGUUGGCUUGAUUGAUAAGGGUCGGCGAGUCCUGGACUCUGAUUUUGAGGAUCCAAAGGUAUGUGCAUCGAAGCCAUCUCAUUCACCCUGUGUAUCCAAGGAAUUAUCUACUCAUACAAACAGUUCUACAAAGGCUGCUAAAUGCAAAGAGAAUGAGAGAUGCUUCAAUGAAGAAAUUAUCAAUCGUUUGGCCGAUAUUCAAUCAAAACAGCAUCAAUUAGCUUCUGACCAAGUGGAAUUGAAGCUUGAAAUGAUAGCGUUAAGGCGAUUUGUUGCUAAUACGUUCGCAGAUUUGAUGGGUGAGAUAAAAAACAGGAACACGGGGAAUUUUCCAAAGCCUUCUGAUCUUCAGAUGGUAGUUUAUACUGGUGAGGUUGAAUCAGAGAGGAAGAUUGAUGGCAAUAAGAAUGUUGAUCGGCAAACAUAUGUCUAG